AUGCAAAACAGUCACAGUGGAGUAAACCAGCUGGGAGGUGUGUUUGUGAAUGGGAGACCUUUACCUGAUUCUACCAGGCAGAAGAUAGUGGAGCUGGCACACAGUGGAGCUCGACCUUGUGACAUAUCCAGAAUACUGCAGGUGUCGAACGGCUGUGUGAGUAAGAUCUUGGGACGGUAUUACGAGACAGGUUCGAUCCGUCCUCGGGCCAUAGGAGGGAGUAAACCCAGGGUGGCCACUACAGAGGUGGUGGGGAAGAUUGCUCACUACAAGAGGGAGUGUCCGUCCAUCUUCGCCUGGGAGAUCAGAGACCGACUGCUGGCAGAGGGAGUCUGCACCAACGACAAUAUUCCCAGUGUUUCAUCAAUAAAUCGAGUGCUCAGGAACCUGGCCAGUGAUAAGCAGCAAAUGGGCACAGUGGGAGCUGAAGGGAUGUUUGACAAACUCAAGAUGCUCAAUGGACAAACCACCUGGGGAGGACGCUCGGGGUGGUACGCUGGGACUACACUCACUACCACUGAGUGUCCACAGGCAGAGGGAGGGGAGAACACCAUAUCAGUUAGUUCCAACGGUGAAGACUCAGAGGAGACUCAGAUGAGGCUUCAGCUGAAGAGGAAACUGCAGAGAAACAGAACGUCAUUUACACAGGACCAGAUAGAAGCACUGGAGAAAGAGUUUGAAAGGACUCACUAUCCAGAUGUGUUUGCUCGAGAACGCCUGGCCAACAAAAUAGACCUUCCAGAGGCAAGAAUACAGGUUUGGUUCUCCAACAGACGAGCGAAGUGGAGAAGAGAAGAGAAGCUGAGAAAUCAACGUCGUCAAGUGUCCAACUCCUCCAACCAUAUUCCCAUCAGCAGCAGCUUCAACCCCAGUGUUUACCAGCCAAUACCACAACCUACUACACCAGGUAUGUCAUUCUCAUCAGGAUCCAUGUUGGGGAGGUCAGAUCCAGUUCUGUCCAAUAGCUACAGCCUACCAGCUAUGCCCAGCUUCAGUAUGGCUGCCAGCCUGCCUAUGCAAGCAUCCAGCCAGCCCUCUUAUUCCUGCAUGCUGCCCACCAGUCCCACUAUAAAUGGAAGAAGUUAUGAGACAUAUACUCCUCCACACAUGCAGCCACACAUCAAUAGCCAGUCAAUGACGUCCUCUGCAACGUCAUCAACAGGUCUGAUUUCCCCUGGUGUCUCAGUUCCGGUCCAAGUUCCAGGAAACGAAGCGGACAUGUCACAGUACUGGCCACGCCUGCAGUGA
This is a messenger RNA of Anarrhichthys ocellatus (wolf-eel), 1248 nucleotides long. RefSeq names its product paired box protein Pax-6-like. The coding region runs from base 1 to 1248 and encodes 415 amino acids. Lineage: Eukaryota; Metazoa; Chordata; Actinopteri; Perciformes; Anarhichadidae. Gene Ontology annotation, molecular function: DNA-binding transcription factor activity, RNA polymerase II-specific; RNA polymerase II cis-regulatory region sequence-specific DNA binding. The record is from RefSeq and is a predicted model, not a curated record. The transcript has 10 exons. Gene Ontology annotation, biological process: anatomical structure development; regulation of transcription by RNA polymerase II.